This is a messenger RNA of Seriola dumerili (greater amberjack), 1351 nucleotides long. RefSeq names its product makorin ring finger protein 1 (gene mkrn1). Gene Ontology annotation, molecular function: ubiquitin protein ligase activity; metal ion binding. The record is from RefSeq and is a predicted model, not a curated record. The transcript is spliced from 8 exons. NCBI's taxonomy places the organism in Eukaryota, Metazoa, Chordata, Actinopteri, Carangiformes, Carangidae. Gene Ontology annotation, biological process: protein polyubiquitination. The coding region runs from base 41 to 1336 and encodes 431 amino acids.
GUCCGGAACAUCCGGCUGUAGCCUCUCAACAUAAACAGCUAUGGCGGAGGCAGCAGCAGCGUCUACGGCGGCUUCAGGAGUAAUAGGAGGUUGGACCAAACACGUAACCUGCAGAUAUUUCAUGCAUGGACUUUGUAAAGAAGGAGACAACUGUCGAUAUUCCCACGAUCUGACCAACAGCAAACCUGCGGCCAUGAUUUGCAAGUUCUUUCAGAAGGGAAACUGUGUGUUUGGGGACCGUUGCAGGUUUGAACACUGUAAACCAGCAAAAAACGAGGAGCUGCCAGCCCCCCAGAUGCUGCCGCUGCCCUCCGCCUCGCUGGCCGGCCCAUCUGACCCAGAACCCAGUGGGCCAACACCUGUCCCUGGGGCGCAAGACUGGGUCAACGCUGCUGAGUUUGUUCCAGGACAGCCAUACUGUGGACGCGCUGAGCAAGCGAAGGUGGAGAGCUCCGUCCCACUCAUCGAGGAGUUCGACAGUGACCCGGCGCCAGACAACAAACAGCUGAGGAAGCAGCUCUGUCCGUAUGCCGCCGUCGGUGAGUGCCGCUACGGAAUCAACUGUGCCUAUCUCCACGGCGACGUGUGUGAUAUGUGCGGCCUUCAGGUGCUCCACCCCACUGACAACAACCAGCGCUCUGAGCACACUAAGGCGUGCAUCGAGGCCCACGAGAAAGACAUGGAGAUUUCAUUCGCCAUCCAACGCAGCAAGGACAUGAUGUGCGGCGUGUGUAUGGAGGUGGUGUUUGAGAAGGCCAACCCAAGUGAGCGUCGCUUCGGCAUCCUCUCCAACUGCAGUCACUGCUACUGUCUAAAGUGCAUUCGCAAGUGGAGGAGCGCCAAGCAGUUUGAGAGCAAAAUCAUCAAGUCUUGCCCCGAGUGUCGAAUCACGUCCAACUUCGUCAUCCCGAGCGAGUACUGGGUGGAAGACAAGGAUGACAAGCAGAAACUCAUCCAGAAAUACAAGGAUGGCAUGGGGAGUAAACCGUGUCGAUACUUUGACGAGGGUCGUGGAACGUGCCCUUUUGGCUCGAAUUGCUUCUACAAGCACGCCUUCCCCGACGGACGGCUGGAGGAAGCUCAGCCCCAGAGAAGACAGACCGGAUCCAACAGCAGAAACCGGAACUCGAGGCGAACGCCGUUGUGGGACAUCUACGACGAGAGGGAAAGCACCGACUCCUUCGACAACGAGGAUGAGGAGAUGGUAACGUUUGAGCUGAGCGAGAUGCUCCUCAUGCUGCUCGCCGCAGGAACCGACGACGAGGUGACAGACUCAGAGGAUGAGUGGGACUUGUUUCACGAGGAGCUGGAUGAUUUCUAUGAAAUUUACCUAUAGCAGCCCCACCCGCUA